This is a messenger RNA of Pisolithus orientalis, 891 nucleotides long. RefSeq lists its product as uncharacterized. Bases 1 to 891 code for a protein of 296 amino acids. Lineage: Eukaryota; Fungi; Basidiomycota; Agaricomycetes; Boletales; Pisolithaceae. The record is from RefSeq and is a predicted model, not a curated record. Gene Ontology annotation, cellular component: mitochondrion. The transcript has 4 exons.
AUGCAGAGUCCGGGCGUGAACCAACUUUUCAAGAAGCUUUCGACCCUUCUUGGGCGUGAAAGUGCCAGGCUCGAGUUGAAACGGAUGAGAGAGUCCUUCAAACUUUCGGACUUACCAUCCACAUUCCAGAAUAUAUUGGAAUGGAGGUUGCAAGGAGAGCCGCUCCAAUACAUCUUGGAUAAGCACUGCCCAUUUGGGCCGCUAAGCCCUCCCACCCGGCCAGAAACCGAAGACUGGAACCUUCAUCCCGCUAACGCCAUCUCUCCGAAGGGAAAUCGUCCACUUUCGGUGCUGGAUCCCUGUAAUGGUUCAGGCUGCAUACCCUUACUUUUAUGUCAUCUCUGGCCACCAGGCAGCGUCCGCGCAUUCGGCUUAGCGACAGACAAUGCGCUACGGUGUGGUAUCCUUACUCACCCAGGUGAUGGUAACCUCCGCAAUAUAUUCAUCCCGGUGCUUGGCGAUCUCCAUCACACCGAUAUCCUUAAAGAGUUGGGAGCCCCAUUUGAUAUCGUGACAGCGAAUCCGCCCUAUGCACAGCAACCAGAGUAUCUCCGGCUCCGCCUGUCCGUCAAGGAUUAUGAGGAUUUACGUGCCUCGCUGGACGAUUGGGCUGGAUCGCCAAGUCAGACUCAUGGCUUGUCUUUUUACCAUAUGAUUGCACAAUUUUUGGCACAGAAAGAUGUAUUGCGAGACGGAACCACUGUUGCCAUGGAAGUUAGUGAUGGACAAGCAGGAGAUGUCGAGAAGAUCUUACACUCUGCCUACCUUAGACACACGAAGAUAUGGACGGAUCCACGAGGAAAGCGGGGUAUAGUUUACGGCAGUCAGCCAUACCCGAUUGAACUUGAAUCGGAGGCUGCGGGAAGUGAAUUCGCGGAUGACGAAAAUUGA